AUGUUGGUCAUCACCAGCUUCCCUCGCCGCUUCCCAACCGCCAACAAGCGGCCCUUACGUCUGCCGGCGCAAUUGGGCCGCGCCUUGUCGACGUCGUGUGCUACGCGCGACUUGCCUCCAGCUGCAGCCGUGGUGGCCUCCGUGAGGCCUGCGUCCCGGUCCUCCGCUCCUUCCUCCUUGCUAUUGACCUCGCCGUUGCGCGCCUUGUCCUCGCCCUCUGGCGCUCGGGCCGUGCACUCCAAGGCCCCGACCAGCCAGAGCUCCACGUUCGCCACCUCCUCCGCCGCGCGCGUGCACAACGAGGACGACCACGAGCUGCUACAGCAGCAACAGCACGACGUCUACGAUGACAGCUUCCUGUAUGGCGAGCGCGCCGACGACUGGUUCACCACGGCGCGCAACCCGCGCACGGACCCGACGUUCCCCGGAGUGGAUCGCGCCACCGGCCGCCUCAACGCCAUCAAGAUGCCCGACCUGCGCUCGUGCUCGCGUCAGGAGAUGAUCGACUAUUUGGACAACUCGUGGGCCAUGACGGACGCGCUGUUCGCCACGCUGCAGGGCCAGCGCGCCUUCAUGACGCCGCCGCCGCACCAGCUCCGCCACCCGCUCAUCUUUUACUACGGCCACCCCACCAGCUUCUUUGUCAACAAGUUCCUCGUGUCGGGGCUCAUCGAGGAGCCCGUGAAUCCCUACUUCGAAGAGGUGUUCGAAGUGGGCGUGGACGAGAUGAGAUGGGACGACAUGAGCAAGAAUGAGAUGCACUGGCCGCACGUGGCCGAAGUACUGGUUUACCGUCGCCAAGUUUACCAGCUCAUCCGCAGCGUUGUGGAAACCCACCCGGGCCUCGAGCCCGGCCACGAGCAGAUCACCGAGGGCAGCCCGCUCUGGGCGUUGCAGAUGGCGCUCGAGCACGAGCGUAUCCAUCACGAGACGACCUCGAUGCUUAUGCUUGAGCACCCAGACGAGUUCUUCCGGAGCACGUCACUGCUGCCCGACUACCAUGAGUCCCUGGCCUACAACAACAAGGAGGUUGCGCUGCGUCCGGUCGCUGGCGUGGACUUCCCCGUGAACGAAUUCCUCGACGUGCCGGCCGCAACGGUGCAGAUCGGCAAGCCGCGUGACUUCCCCUCGUUCGGAUGGGACAACGAGUACGGCCACCGCGAGGUGAACGUGCCGGCCUGCCGCGCCAACAAGUUCCUCGUGUCCAACGGCGAGUUCUUUGAGUUUGUGCGCGACGGGGGCUACCUGGAGCCGUCGUACUGGAGCAAGCUGGGCUGGGAGUGGCGCUGCUUCCGCAACACCAAGUGGCCGGCUUUCUGGGUGCAGGACGGCCCCUCGGGCAGCCACCGUUUCAAGCUGCGCGCCAUGUUUGACGUGGUGCCGAUGCAGUGGAGCUGGCCCGCCCAAGUGAACCUGCACGAGGCGCAGGCCUUCUGUAAGUGGAAGCAAGCCAAGCAAGCCGACAAGAAGGUGGUGUAUCACCUCACGACGGAGGCAGUUCACCAGCUCAUGCGUGACGCCAAGGACCGCUCGGCCGACGUCACUUCGGACGACAUCUUGACGUUGCCGGAGGGCACCAACAUGGCUGAUGCAACCGGUAAGAACCUGAACUGGUCCUACAUGUCCUUCUCGCCCGUGGACGCGCUGCCUCCCACGGCGCAAGGCUUCCACGACGUCUUCGGCAAUGCCUGGGAGUGGUGCGAGGACAUGUUUUCGGCGCUGCCCGGCUUCCGCGUGCACCCGUACUACGACGACUUCAGCGAGCCGUGCUUCGACGGUGAACACAACGUGAUCAUGGGCGGCUCGUUUGCUAGUGCUGGAGACAACGGUGCGUCUAAGUUCGCGCGCUACCAUUUCCGCCCUCACUUCUUCCAGCACGCGGGUUUCCGUGUCGUGGAGCAGAAGGUGGAUGACGAUGGGGCCAUCACGUUGGCGACGACCGACGUGAACGCACCGCCGCCGUACGUGAACGGAAACCCGUUCCGCUCCAGCGAGCGCGUGGUGGUCUCCGGAGCUGAGACGAAGGACGAGGUUGCAGGAACGAUCUGCCAGGGUCUAUUCGAGGACCUUCGUCGCAAGAGCGAGCAGGCGCUCGAGUCCUUCGUGGCCUCGUCGACGUCGGAAACGACGAGCAAGCCCCUUGUGGCUCGAGAUGGCACGGUGGCGGCUGCCAAGCUGCGGCGCCAAGUGAAGUGCGGUGAGAUUCUGGUGGUGGUGCCCAGCGACGAAGCGACACCUGCAGUGCUGGAAGACAAGUUCGAGUUGCUGGCGACUGCGGAAGUGCCGGUGUUCACGCAGGAGAGCCCUACGGAGGCUCGGGUGACAGCGGAGACUGUGACUGCCUGGAAGAAGAUCCGAGACUAA
Phytophthora sojae is the source of this 2364-nucleotide messenger RNA. RefSeq lists its product as hypothetical. The coding region runs from base 1 to 2364 and encodes 787 amino acids. NCBI's taxonomy places the organism in Eukaryota, Oomycota, Peronosporomycetes, Peronosporales, Peronosporaceae. The record is from RefSeq and is a predicted model, not a curated record. The transcript has a single exon.